Glycine soja is the source of this 1816-nucleotide messenger RNA. RefSeq names its product growth-regulating factor 9-like. The record is from RefSeq and is a predicted model, not a curated record. Bases 252 to 1634 code for a protein of 460 amino acids. Gene Ontology annotation, cellular component: nucleus. Gene Ontology annotation, biological process: DNA-templated transcription; developmental process; regulation of DNA-templated transcription. Gene Ontology annotation, molecular function: ATP binding. The transcript has 4 exons. NCBI's taxonomy places the organism in Eukaryota, Viridiplantae, Streptophyta, Magnoliopsida, Fabales, Fabaceae.
ACUUCUGACACCACUCUCUCUCUCUCUCUCUCUCUCUCUCCACAUUUUGCAUCUUACAAUAGAAGUAAAUGGAGGCAGCAGCAGAAGCACUUCCGUGCCGAGCUUACCCUUUCUGAAUCCCCUUUUAACAGUUUUUUAUUAUUCACACGGAAAAAAAGUAAGAAAAGAAGCUUUUUUCCCCCUUGAUCAUCACUAUCAGAUACAGACCCUCUAGAGAAAAAGGAAAAAAAAGCCUUCAUGUGAAUGUGACAAUGGAAGCUAAGCCUCUUCGAACUGUUCCCUCUUCACACAACACUUCUGGGGUAGGAGGUGGACCCCAGAAGAAGAUUGACAUGGGACACAAGAUGGUAGGUGAUGUUGGUGUUGUUGUUGUUGAUGAAAGAAAGAGGGUUGUUGUGGUCAAGGAAGAGAAAGAGAACACUUCUUCCUACAGUGUUGAACUUCAUCUCGGGGUUGAUGCUUCUCAUUCUGCUCCACAAGAAAUAAACCAUGUGAUCACGGAAGCUCAGAGGCGUGAGCUUCACCAUCAAGUUUUCAUCUUCAACCAUUUGGCAUAUAAUCUUCCUCCUCCUUAUCACCUUGUGCAAUUCCCGAGCAACAUGUCAGAAUACAGUUUCCUGGGUUUUGAUCAUGGGAGUAUGGUGGAUCCAGAGCCUCAUAGGUGUAGAAGAACUGAUGGAAAGAAAUGGAGGUGUGGUAAGAAUGUGGUGCCUAACCAGAAGUACUGUGAAAGACACAUGCAUAGAGGUCGAAAUCGUUCAAGAAAGCCUGUGGAAACAUCUCAAAUUAACUCUCAUCUGGCAACAAAGCCAUCUAGCAAGUCACACAACAAACCCGCCUCAAGGACACAAUUUGAAAUUUCAAAUCCAAACCUUAUGGCCAUUCGACAUAGUGACACAUCAAGUACCCCAUCAAGGAGUCUCAGUGUUGCCAAUUGCUCUUCUGCUAAUAAUAGGUGGAAAAAUAGUGCAAGUUAUGCUGACUACCUCACAUCGUUUUCUUCUGCGUCUGCAGUGUCCCCUGGAUCCACUCUUGCCACUCCAGUUGCUCCUAAGAUGGCCACCUUCAGCAGUGUGACAUCCAUUGCUUCAGAUAGAGGAAGUUGCCUAAAUAUAUGCCAGAAAGAUAACAAGUCCAAGAGCUGUAUCAGCAACAACAUCAGUGUUAAAAGUGGUGGGAAAGGAAGAAUUGUUGGUGACACUAAUGGCAUUUCUACUGGAAUAGGCUUCUCCCCAACGAGUGUUCUUCAAGUUUCUGGUUGCAACCCUUCAUACCUGAAUGACAGAACCAACAUAGAAUCUGCAUCCGGUAGGUGCCGGAGAACAGAUGGUAAGAAGUGGCAAUGCAAGAGUGCUGUUCUUCCGGGUCAGAAGUACUGUGCCACACACAUGCACAGAGGUGCUAAAAAGCGGCUCACAAGCCAUGAACCGGCAGUUACCAUUGCGCGGUUGCCUAACUCUUCAGUCACAACCAAAAUGCAGAAAGCGCAUUGUGCAAUUCCAAACACAAAUCUUUCCAUGUCAGUCCCAGCAAGUGAACCAUUCAUACAAUGUAAUGAGAAAAGUCAAAGUACCAGUGACACUGAUACCACCAUCAGUGACACCUUGAAUGAGUGUAGCUAUGCUUCUUUCUGAGAAGCACUUAUGUGUUUUGUUUUAACUUGUAACAUUUGAGGUCUCAGUUAUGUGUGGACUGAACAAUGAUCUCCAUGAAGAAAAGAUUAACCAUGUGUUUGUUUUUAAUCAUGUCAUCCUCACAAUGUGAAGUAAAGUGGAAAAAAAUAUAACAAAUUGGGGUCACCCGGACUUGAACCAGA